Messenger RNA from Dendronephthya gigantea, 795 nucleotides. RefSeq lists its product as uncharacterized. The record is from RefSeq and is a predicted model, not a curated record. The transcript has a single exon. Bases 1 to 795 code for a protein of 264 amino acids. Gene Ontology annotation, molecular function: nucleic acid binding. Lineage: Eukaryota; Metazoa; Cnidaria; Anthozoa; Malacalcyonacea; Nephtheidae. Gene Ontology annotation, biological process: DNA integration.
AUGCUAGGUCUUACUAGAAAAUGUACAGUCUUCAAUGAACAAGAAUUACGGACACGAAUCCUGCGAGAAAUCAAUGGACCGGGUAGUAUGUCUGGUUAUCGGAGCUUGUGGCAUACUCUUCGCCGGGAAGGAUAUAUGGUACCUCGAAAAAAAGUUGAAGAUUUGUUGAAAGAAUUGGAUCCUAACGGUUGUGAAACAAGACGUGCUCAUUGUUUGAAAAGAAGAGCUUACCUUAACCCAGGGCCAAACUAUUGUUGGCAUUUAGAUGGAUAUGAUAAACUAAAACCCUAUGGAUUCCCCAUUCAUGGGUGCAUAGAUGGUUUUAGCCGUAAGAUGAUGUGGUUGCAGUUGUCACGAUCAAACAACAACCCACAAGUGAUAUUGAAAUUCUACAUGAAUGCAGUAACUGCGUAUGAUGGUUGUCCCAGAAAAUUGAGAACUGACUAUGGAACCGAAAAUGGACUGGCUGCAGCCGCACAGUGCUUUUUUACUGACAAUGAGCAAGCACACAUUUACGGAACAUCUCAACACAAUCAAAGAAUUGAGGGGUGGUGGUCAUAUUUCAGGAGAAGUAGAGCAAACUGGUGGAUCAACUUUUUUAAAGAUUUAGUUGAACGUGAAGUGGUAACCAUUGGAAAUGACCUUGAAAUGGAGUGUCUGUGGUUUUGCUUUUCCAGUCUAAUUCAGCAGGACUUGGAUCAGGUAAAGGACCAUUGGAAUACACAUUAUAUUCGAAGAACAAGGCAUGAUACAGUUCCAGGAAGACCUGAUGAAUUAUACCACCUUCCAGAAUAG